This is a messenger RNA of Amoebophrya sp. A25, 2186 nucleotides long. Lineage: Eukaryota; Dinophyceae; Syndiniales; Amoebophryaceae. The record is from the annotation of a GenBank genome assembly.
AGAAAAAGUAAAAGGAAUCAGAAUACGAGUUUGUGAGGGACGAGCACGAACUUCAACAGUUUGCAGAUCUGAGACACGAUUCAGAUUGAAGCACUACUCAACAUCAUCAAGACCAUCAGCAUCAUUAAGAUUUCGACACUCAAGAGUAACAUCAAGACCAUUCAAGAACUACAACAAGAGCACUUACUUUCUUACCAUCGACGACGCUUCAUCUGGCAUACUUUCGACCUUUCGUCAACACUACAUUGAUUUCAAAUAUCACUAAGAGGACCAGUACUAGAGUUUGACUGACACUGAUCUGUAGAAAACCACUGUAGAUCAUUUCGAAAUCCACACCGUAAUUAUUUCAUCGUCACGUCAACAGGAUCAUACCGAUAUCUCAUCUUCACUGAAAGACUCUAUUUGUUUGAACAAGAAGAUGGCUGGUCUACUCGGCAAAGCGAUGGCUCUCCAAGACGCCAACAACAGUGAAAUCCUCCCGAAGGUGGGGCGUGACGACCGCGGGGACACUAGCCGCGAGGACACGACUGUUGUACAAAAAACAAAAUGAUACUAUUGCUAUAAUUGGUGGAUCUUUCGGUGAUCAUGAUCCAUUAUCAGACUUUACAUACAUGAGAACCACACCACCAGUCACAAUCUCACCUUGAAAAGAUGACUUGUUUGAGAGUGUCUAAUACGUGAACUUCAAACUCUACUAAAACAAUGAAAAUUCAGGGUUACUACGGCAGCUUCGACUAUGGUAAAAGCGCCGGAGCUGGUCGUACGACCACAACCACGACCACCGAAAAGCACUCGAAUUUGGGCUAUAACUUAAGUGUAGUUCUUUUUGUUUUUCACUAUCUUCCAGUGUGAGGCAACUCCUUGAGUUGUGGGCUUCCCGUUCUUGGUGUAAAAGGAAGAGAAACCAAGAGGAAGAAAGCUCCUCCUUCCUCAAUCACGGAUAGCGAAAAACUAACUUACUACCUUUAAUUUUUAAACAAGCUGGACAAGCAGCAGGUGAAGGUGCGCAGGACUGGAAGAACCCUCUGGUGCAUCGAGUCAUCUGCUUGGUGCUGCUCUGCUUCGGGCUCUUGUUCACCCUGGUAGGGGUGGAGCGCUUCCUCGCAUCUUCCGACAAUCGAGCUCCGAAAACACGUGGAAAAAAGGGCGCCACUGCAGUACCAGUGAUGAACACGAAGUUAAGGAUCAUGCUGGAAAUCGGUAGAUGACCACAAAGUUAGAUCAAGAGGCUGUUAGAUGAAAAGCAAAAAGCUAGCAAGAGGCAACACAAGCAUCUUAACUGUGAUUUUGAAUACGAACAGUUUUUCUUUGCUCGGGAUCUUGACUUUAAUUUUUCUACCAUCAGAGGAUGAGUACUUAAUAUCUGUAUUUUGAGUUGUUUGCCUGCAGAAGCAGAAGAUGAAAUGUACUUGCCUUAAGUAAAUUCUUGAUUACGAGUACUUCUUCGCGCGUCAGUACCCCAAAGUCAAAGUACUAGAGGAUAUACUACGGAAAAAAUUCACGAACCCAACAGGAAGAAAAUAAUAUGCUCAACUACUACAGUUACAGUAUCAGUAACUCGCUGCAAGUUCUCUCCAAACGCAAAAUCAAGCAGGUAUGUGUCCUCCUGUGCUAGUCUUUUGUCUGUGUCCGUCUUUGCUCUGUUUAUCCCAGUAGUAUAAGUUCGUUAGCAUUUAGCAAGGGGAAGGGGGUACUCAUAGCCCCUGUAAAGUUAGGCCGUCAUCAGUCAAGUUAUGUAUAGGGAUACUAAAGAAUAACAUCACUCAAGCUAGGUUUUGUGUAGCAGCGACGUUAUUCAGAGAAUAUGCUUAGACAGCUUCUCCGACGGGAGAUCUGUUAUUAAGAGGCCUUUAAUAAGAGGUCUUUUUGCAGGGGGCAUUUGUUUCUUACGCAGCCUGGCUUGAAUAGUAUUUCCUUCUUUGGGCCGUUUGACUUUUGGACAGUUUGGCCAUUUUUCGAGCCACUUUGGGUCGAGUUUUUGGUUAAAGGAUCAAGGGAUAAUCUUUCUGCGUUAAGUAACGAUCCGCGAGACGGUUUGAUCAUGCAAGGAAAGCAUUUGGACACUUUGAUAUUCGGCGUGAAUUUAUUAAUUACUUCCUUCUUAACUUUCACUGGCACUUAUCUCACGCUUCGUCCGUUGUUGAUUCGACUGGUCGCAGGGGGUGCUUAUGACCAUGGCCUUUGAC